Messenger RNA from Canariomyces notabilis, 1491 nucleotides. RefSeq names its product NADH-ubiquinone oxidoreductase. Gene Ontology annotation, molecular function: NADH dehydrogenase (ubiquinone) activity; 4 iron, 4 sulfur cluster binding; NAD binding. The coding region runs from base 1 to 1491 and encodes 496 amino acids. NCBI's taxonomy places the organism in Eukaryota, Fungi, Ascomycota, Sordariomycetes, Sordariales, Chaetomiaceae. The record is from RefSeq and is a predicted model, not a curated record. The transcript is spliced from 3 exons.
AUGCUGUCACGAACUGCGGUGCCGGGCAAGGCGUCGGCGAAGGCCAUUUCGAGCGCAGCGACCGCCGCAACCCAGCAAUGUCGCUCCUUCGCUUCCGUUCAGGAUGCCGGUGCCGCACCGAAGCGCACCUACGGCGGCCUGCGGGAUCAGGACCGCAUCUUCCAGAAUCUCUACGGCCGCUAUCCGCCCGACCUGAAGCAUGCGAAGAAGAUGGGUGACUGGCACAAGACCAAGGAAAUCCUCCUCAAGGGCCACGACUGGAUUAUCGGCGAGAUCAAGACCUCGGGCCUGCGGGGGCGUGGUGGUGCUGGGUUUCCCUCCGGGUUGAAAUGGUCAUUCAUGAACUUCAAGGAUUGGGACAAGGACAACAAGCCACGGUAUCUGGUGGUCAAUGCUGAUGAGGGAGAGCCGGGGACGUGCAAGGACCGCGAGAUUAUGCGCAAAGACCCCCACAAGCUCGUCGAGGGCUGCCUGGUUGCCGGACGCGCCAUGAACGCCACAGCUGCUUACAUUUACAUUCGCGGCGAGUUCAUCCAGGAGGCCGCCGUCCUCCAGAACGCCAUCAACGAGGCCUACGCCGAGGGUCUGAUCGGCAAGAAUGCUUGCGGCUCCGGCUACGACUUUGACGUCUAUAUCCACCGCGGCGGCGGUGCCUACGUCUGCGGUGAGGAAACCAGCUUGAUCGAGUCGCUCGAAGGCAAGCCAGGCAAGCCUCGUCUUAAGCCCCCUUUCCCGGCCGCAGUUGGGUUAUUCGGCUGCCCGUCGACUGUCGCCAACGUCGAGACGGUCGCUGUGGCCCCCACCAUCUGCCGCCGCGGUGGGAGCUGGUUCGCGAGCUUCGGCCGCGAACGAAACCAAGGAACCAAGCUGUUUUGCAUCAGCGGGCAUGUCAACAACCCGUGCACAGUCGAGGAGGAGAUGAGCAUCCCGAUGCGGGAGCUGAUCGAGAAGCACUGCGGCGGCGUGCGCGGCGGCUGGGACAACCUGCUCGCUGUCAUCCCGGGCGGCUCGUCAACGCCAAUCCUGCCCAAGUCCAUCUGCGACGAUCAGCUGAUGGACUUUGACGCGCUCAAGGACAGCCAAUCAGGUCUUGGCACGGCGGCCGUCAUUGUCAUGGACAAGAGCACCGACGUGGUGCGCGCAAUCUCACGUCUGAGCCACUUCUACAGGCACGAAAGCUGUGGGCAGUGCACCCCGUGCCGCGAAGGCAGCAAGUGGACCGAGCAGAUGAUGCAGCGGUUUGAGAAGGGCAUGGGCCGCCCGCGCGAGAUUGACAUGCUUCAGGAGCUGACGAAGCAGGUCGAGGGCCACACGAUUUGCGCCCUCGGCGAAGCGUUCGCCUGGCCCAUCCAGGGCCUGAUCCGCCACUUCCGGCCCGAGCUGGAGGCGCGCAUGCAGAAGUUUGCCGAGGAGUCGGGCGGUCAGGCGCUCGCUGGUGGCUGGGAACACAACGCAAGAGAGCAGGGCAAGCUCACUUCUCCUGGCAUGUAA